Iphiclides podalirius (scarce swallowtail) is the source of this 342-nucleotide messenger RNA. The record is from the annotation of a GenBank genome assembly. Lineage: Eukaryota; Metazoa; Arthropoda; Insecta; Lepidoptera; Papilionidae.
AUGAGACUAGGAGAAAAGGCUCAAGUCGUACCUGUGAUAGCGUGGAGCGUGGACUUGACGCGUCCACGCUCGGCGCAACGAGAGCCGGUGGAAUUGUUUUUCUGCGCUCGCGUCCAUCCCACGAGGCGCGGGGUCAGCGCGGGCGUCCGUUAUCGCGGCGGACCCCCCCCCCCCCUGGCCGCCGUGCCCCCCGCAGCCCCCCUCCCGCUCCAGGCGAGCGCAGCACGGCAACUCGGUAACCGGGUCGCCUGCGCGGAGCCACUCGCCAUGCGCCAGCUCCAACUACUAGCCUCCUCCUCCUAUGAGAUUACUUCAUGUUCUCCCCAAUAUGCAACAUUUAGC